UUGAAUGGAAGAGUUGCUCUGUCUUCGCACUACAAGAUCUGGGUGUGUAAUCUAUUUUCACGACUUUAAUUUCUCUUCUUGACGCGAGAAGCCAGGUACUUCAACAACAACAACGUCGACAACCUGUCAACUCAUGAGCACCAGCGAAGACUGUCGUGGAAACGAUGGAAUGUAGCUGUGUAUGAUGUACAUUGGCAAACCAGAAUCUGGAAAUUGACAAAAUGCAUGAGCUAUUCACCCAGGUGAUAACCAAGAAAGACUUGUCAAAAGCCGGGGAUUUGUUUUCAUUGGACGAUAAAGAGAUCGAGGAGGACCUCUCUGAGGUGCUGGACAACAUCCGUCUGAUCGCGGAAUCUGCAGAUUACACCAUCAGCGACAAUGAUCAGAGCGUCGUGGAGAUCUGUAUUACCAGAGUUACCACUGCUGUCAGAGAGACAGAAAGUGUGGAGAGACAUGCGUCAGCCCUUGUCAGGCUCCUAGAGGUCUGUCUGGAUCAUAACCUCACCCCCACAACAAAGGAUGAGGACACGCCCCACGCCAAGAUAGCCUCGGAUAUCAUGAGCUGUGUAUUUCUGCACUACAGUAAGCGUCCUGUCAUGGAGCGGACUUUGCCGACGGUUGUCCGCUUUCUGGCCUGUGAGAACAAGGAGCUGAGUCGUAACGUCUCCAGUUAUCUUUCCCUGGCGGCCAUAGACAACGCUGACCUACUGGCCAAACACAUUCACCUCAUCCUCUCUAGUAUUCUCCUCGGUAAUCCGUCCCUGACAAGAGUUCUGCCUCAGAUCUUUACCCAGAACAAGGACCCUAUUUUACAGCACCUCUCAGAGCUGGUGACUAUCCUCUCCACCUGUGACAUUGCCGAGCAAGUCAGCCUCUUUGAACUGUUCGCUCUUGUUACCAAGUUCAAACCCAAGUUGAUGGAGCCGUAUGUAGAGAAGCUAUGUGAGUUCCUGUCUCACACACUCCUCACCCCUCUUGUGCUGAUCGUCCUGGUGGAUAUAGCCAUCGCAAACCCUGCCAGCAUGGAGAGUCACCUCCCUUUGCUGAAACAGACAGUGGAGCAGCAGCCUACCACACUGACCCAAGUGGCACAGAUUAUAGGAGCAGUUGGAAACCUGAGUGAGUCUCAUGCAAAGGAAAGCUUGGAGUAUCUGGUUGGUCAGUUGGCUUCCACAGAACAUGCAAUCCAGCCAAUCGUCUUGCAGGAAAUCAGAGCCCUAUGUUUGACAAAUCACAGCUUACUGGCCGAACACAUUGCAGAGAUCAACAAACUUGGACAGAAUUGUGCAAGCUCGGUGCGAAUUCUGGUAGAGCAGUUGAAAGACGACAACCAGAAAUAUUCAGGGGAGAAGGAAAUGCGAUCUGUGUCCAGCCAAACAGAAGGAAACGUGACGAUCAUCACAGUGGGAAAUCCCCCAAACAACUCUUAUGUCAGCGGUACAUCUGGUGUCAAAUCGUCCAACGUGCCUAGUGGAAGUCUACGCUCCAGUGAGCAGAGCCUUGCCAGGUCUGGCAAGGUGUCAAAUUCAGCAAGAACAUCAGGAGCCAGCACUCCUAACUUCAAAUCUCAGGCUGAAAGGUCAAGCAGCCCGACCUCUGAGAAAGGCUCUAUGACUGGCAGUGUCAGCAACAACACCACAAUCUUAACACCCUUACCUGUGAUAGAAGCUAAUAGCCAGAGGGACACCAUACAGUUGUUCUGUGAAAAACACCUGAGUAAGAUCAAGAGUUACAUCAAUACCGUGUCUGCCAGGAUACCUCUUCCAGCCAAGUGCUGCGUCGUCAAUGGUCGACACAAGCGUUAUGUGAAGCUCAAUUUCCUGUGUGUCAAACAAGGUGACCAGUGUCUGUACAGUCAGAUCUACUUUUCAAUGGAUACUAAAAAUCCAAAGACUUGGAUACAUUUAAUGUUCUUAGCCAUACAGUCUCGGGCAUCCACAGCACUGAGUACUCAGGACCCAGCUGUUAGCUCACUGCGGGCAUGCUGGGAUGCCUUGAGGAUGGAGAGAACCAGCAGUAACUUCCUCACCCUCGUCACAUCAGCGUUUCCAUCUCAAAAGGACCAGGACUUGCUGAUACAGGAGCUGCACAGUGUCCGAUAUUUUGAUGUGUUCGAGUUCAACGCCCCUGAGAAGGUGUGGGCUUGUUUCAUGUGUAACCACCCUGACAAAGUGUCAAGUCUCCUCCAGGAUGGGUUCCCUGUUAUAGCGGGCCAACUAAAGGAGAAGAAAGGACGAUGGAAAUUCCUUAAGCGAUGGAAGACUCGCUACUUCACUCUGUCAGGAGCUCAUAUCACCUACAGCAAAAGUGAUUCACCUUUUUCAACAUUCCAGAGGAAAGAAACUCUUCCCGUUGCCAAAAUCCAGAGCGUCAAAGCAGUGCGAAAGGGCAUUCGGGACAUCCCACGGGCCUUUGAAAUCUUUACAGCUGAUCAGACUUACAUCUUUAAGGCCAAAGACAGAAAAAAUGCUGAACAAUGGGUGCAGUGUUUGCAUAUUGCUGUGGCCAGGACUCAGAAACAGGAAAAACAAAGGACACAGAGCGUCAAAGUGGGACGCCCCCGUGUGGGCAUAAGUGACACUAAAUUGUAACACUGCUUCCAGUGUAGUCCUUGUAGUUGAUGUGACAGUGGCGACAGCAGCUAAAAUGGCUAUCACUCGGCAUGGUAUGAGACUCUGCUGUUGGGUUAUGGUGUCCAAUUAUAAACUUUCCUCAUAUUCACAAUUUGUGUUUUAGUAACUUUUUUUUGUAAGUUGUGCUUGUUAUGCUUAUAUAGUCCUGAAGACAAUAUGGGUUUAUGAAAAUAGUUGCGAAAAAUUGAGUGAUUGUGUUUUCUGAAGUAGGGCCUGGACACUAAUCCCACAAGCAAUGUUGGUGCUAUAGACGUCACUUCAUGCUAGGGCGGUACAAUAUCAUCAUGACAGUGAAAUGUGUCAUGAUGUCAGUAAAACCCAUCGUCACAGUGACAGUCGGUCAUCAUGGCUGUCAAAGUCUGUCAUCAAAGUGUGAAACAAGAGGCCGGUUCCAUUGCUGUGGUUAAUUCAUCCGUAGUGAAACCAUACAACAUGUAGGCUAUUGUAACCAUAACAUCUGCUACCAUCAGCUUGUGGGCUUACAUGUACUACGAGGCUGUUAUCUGCUAGUAUGAGUAGGGCAGCUACAAAACUUUACAUUGAAUCACUUUUUCCACAUCUAGUGGUUAUUCUAGUCCAAACUGGAGUGGGUGUUUGUCUUCAUCUUUAUGCAGUAGUCUUUUGGACCAACCUCCAAACAGGUAUCACCCC
Messenger RNA from Liolophura sinensis, 3284 nucleotides. Its product is annotated as ventricular zone-expressed PH domain-containing protein homolog 1-like. The coding region runs from base 222 to 2591 and encodes 789 amino acids. Gene Ontology annotation, biological process: regulation of signal transduction. NCBI's taxonomy places the organism in Eukaryota, Metazoa, Mollusca, Polyplacophora, Chitonida, Chitonidae. Gene Ontology annotation, cellular component: plasma membrane. Gene Ontology annotation, molecular function: phosphatidylinositol-5-phosphate binding. The transcript is spliced from 15 exons. The record is from RefSeq and is a predicted model, not a curated record.